AUGGUGAACAGUGGAGGGAUGGACACUACUGAUCUAACCAUAUGGUGGGAGGAAGAUGGAGAGAAACUUGACUUCUCCAUGGAAGUUAGCAACAUUACCUCAGUCACCGCAUUUGUUCUCCUGGGGCUAUCCAACAACCCUCAGAUCCAGGAACUACUCUUUGGACUAUUCCUGGUAAUUUACAUCUUGACCCUCACGGGGAACCUGAUGUUGCUACUGGUGAUAAGCACUGAUUCCCACCUCCACACCCCCAUGUAUUUCUUCCUGAGUCACCUUUCCUUCCUUGAUGCUUUAUAUUCCUCAAGCAUUGUGCCUAAGCUACUGGAGAACCUUCUUUCUAAGUGGAAGACUAUAUCCCUCAUUGAGUGUUUCACCCAGAUCUCCUUGGUUAUAUUUUCUGGGGCCACUGAAGCUUGCCUCCUUUCAGUCAUGGCCUAUGACCGAUUCCAGGCUGUGUGCCACCCACUGUUGUAUGUUGUGGCUAUGAACAGGAAGGUAUGCACUGGCCUAGUGGGAGCAUGCUGGGCCAUAGGAAUGGGGACCAGCCUGAUUAAUGCUCUCCUCUUGGCUCAGCAGUACUUCUGUGGCCCCAACCUCAUUCACAGUUUUGCCUGCGAGUUUCCCCCUAUGCUCCUGUUGACCUGUUCUGACCCUUAUUCCAGCAUUGUCUGUAUCUUGACCACCAUGGUGGUCCUGGGCCUGGGCACCCUUCUCCUACUGCUGGGUUCCUAUGGCCGUAUCAUUAUGACAGCUCUAGGAAUCAAUUCUGCCAAGGGUCGGAGCAAGAUCUUCUCCACCUGCUCUUCUCAUUUCCUUGUGAUCACCAUCUUUUAUGGUUCAGGAUUUUUCAGGUACAUGACUCCAGCAUCUGGCUCAGUCCUGGAGCAAGUGCUUUCCGUGCAAUACAGUGUGGUGACCCCGCUGCUAAACCCCCUCAUCUACAGUCUGAAGAACCAAGAGGUGAAGGCAGCUCUGAGGAGGAUGUUGGCCAGGAAAUCCAGACUUGCUUUCUAG
Orycteropus afer afer is the source of this 1014-nucleotide messenger RNA. RefSeq names its product olfactory receptor 8S1-like. Lineage: Eukaryota; Metazoa; Chordata; Mammalia; Tubulidentata; Orycteropodidae. The record is from RefSeq and is a predicted model, not a curated record. Gene Ontology annotation, cellular component: membrane. The coding region runs from base 1 to 1014 and encodes 337 amino acids. Gene Ontology annotation, molecular function: olfactory receptor activity; G protein-coupled receptor activity. Gene Ontology annotation, biological process: G protein-coupled receptor signaling pathway. The transcript has 3 exons.